ACGAAUUUCAGCAGGCAAUGGACCCGGCCGUAGAGGAGAGCGUAAAGCGGUUCGCCAAGGACAUCUAUGAGUACUGGAAGUCAAGGCGGACCAGCGGCGGCAGCGACCCACUGCUUCCCACACCCAAGAUCGAGGCCGGCCGAGACACCGAUGAUACAGACCCAUACGUCUGCUUCCGUAGGCGGGAAGUGCGCCAAACUCGCAAGACCCGUGGCAGAGAUGCGCAAAGUGCCGAUAAACUGAGGAGACUCAGGAAGGAGCUGGAAGAUGCUCGGCAGAUGGUCGCCCUGGUGCGCCAGCGCGAGUUAGCGAGGAAGGAGAUGUUGGCAAUCGAACGCCAAGUAUUCAUGCAAAGAUCGGAAGUCAAGGAGAUGAAGAGGAAGCUCAACAUCAAGGACGAUGACGAGGACCUCAUCAACCAAAAGCCAAAGAAGAAGCCAGCAGAAGCGCCAGCCGUGCAACGCCCGGCAGCGCCUCAACUGCGCAUGCCCCCCAAGGCUGGUACACAGGCUGCGGAAGACCUGCAGCUAUUGGAGGAUGUCCAGGCAGAGAAGGAGAACGAGAUUCUGCGCGAUAUCAAGCAGAAUAUCACCAAGCACAUCAAGUGGAACGAGGGUUAUGUGGACUUCACAAGAGCCCCGCUCUCACCGUCGCCUGACCGAAUGUUUGAUUCCGCUUUCCGCCCUGCUAUCACCACGCAACUGCCCACGCCACCAUCGUCGGAUUCUUCCGAGAAUUUGCUGGAGUCAGCCUUAGAUACCACGAGUGCCAUCGCUCUCCGAGAUAAAUUAGCCCCCCAUGCCAUGGAAUUGAGUGAGGACACCAGCCAGAUGCCCUCCUUCAGACGACGUAUCGGGCGCGGCGGUCGUCUGUGGAUCGAUCGACGAAAGCUGGCGUCACGUUGUAGAGUCGAAAUGGAUCCGUGGAAAGCCGACCGGUUCAAGUAUGAUCAGGAGGACUCGGACGACGAUCUCGACUUUGAUCGGGACCAGUAUGAUAUCCAGAUCAUGCAGCACCGGGCCAUCAUGGCGGCCAAAGCCCGAGACCAACAAGCAGCGGCCGCAGCUCAAGCUCAUGCGCAGGCGCAGGCGGCUCAGGCCCAGGCUCAAGCUCGGCGAUUGCAGGCCGAGCAGACCUCAGCCACCAAUCCACCAAGCGGAGGGCAAACCAUGGGAUCCAAUCCCGGGCCUGGUGCCAUUGCCUCGACCUCUGAGACCUAAGCUGGGCUUCGUUCCUCUCCCCUCUCUUAUGCCUUUAAUCUUCCACCCCAUGUUUUGCAUCUGGCAGGCGUUGUUCUUUCAACAUUUUUCCCUUACCCUUGAUUGUACUUUUACCCCCCCCCCUCAGCCCUGCUUCUUCAACACCAUACCCCAAACACCAUUUCUUUCUGGAGCGCCGGAGAGCAUUCGAAUCUCAGGAUAAUGUCGCCGGAUGAUGCUUUUUCUUAUGACAUGACCCUGGUAUUAUGCGAAAGUUAGUGUACAUAGCCAGUUUUGUCUUCUUUUCUUUUCUUUUCUUGUCUCUCGGCCGAGCAGUCGAAAGACUCAUGUACGGAUAGCGACGCUAUGAGGUCAGUAACGAAGAAGGAAACAAAAUCCAUAUUAAUUAGACAAAAGAGAAAAGCAAAC
This is a messenger RNA of Aspergillus sclerotioniger CBS 115572, 1628 nucleotides long. RefSeq lists its product as uncharacterized. Gene Ontology annotation, cellular component: piccolo histone acetyltransferase complex. Bases 18 to 1220 code for a protein of 400 amino acids. Gene Ontology annotation, biological process: regulation of transcription by RNA polymerase II. The record is from RefSeq and is a predicted model, not a curated record. The transcript has 3 exons. NCBI's taxonomy places the organism in Eukaryota, Fungi, Ascomycota, Eurotiomycetes, Eurotiales, Aspergillaceae.